ACGCACGUUUUGUAGUGCAGCGCGCCAAACACGGCCAUCAACAGAGUGGAAGUGACUAAAACUUCGUGUUUCAGUGUUAGCCCCGCUUGGAGCUUAAUUCACAGUUAAAGACUACAUGGCUUCCACUAAUAAAGCGACGUUACAGACCAGGAAUUUACCAUGGGUAGAAAAAUACCGACCACAGAAACUUGAUGAUCUGAUCUCACACAAAGAUAUUCUAAGCACCAUCCAGAAGUUUAUCAGUGAGGACAAGCUUCCCCAUCUCUUGUUCUAUGGCCCCCCUGGAACAGGAAAAACCUCCACCAUCCUCGCCUGUGCCAAGCAGCUGUACAAGGACAAAGAGUUCAACUCCAUGGUGUUGGAGCUGAACGCAUCAGAUGACAGAGGUAUCGAUGUUGUCCGAGGUCCAGUUCUUAGUUUUGCCAGCACCAGGACCAUCUUCAAGAAGGGCUUCAAGUUGGUGAUACUGGACGAGGCCGAUGCCAUGACCCAGGAUGCCCAGAAUGCAUUGCGGCGAGUGAUUGAGAAAUUUACAGAAAACACGCGAUUCUGUCUGAUCUGCAACUACCUGUCCAAGAUCAUCCCCGCCCUGCAGUCUCGAUGCACCAGGUUUCGCUUCGGCCCGCUGUCCCCGGACCAGAUGAUCCCUCGGCUGGAGUAUGUGGUCCAGCAGGAGAGCAUUGACAUUACUCCAGAUGGGAUGAAAGCCAUUGUGACCUUAUCGUCAGGUGAUAUGAGAAGAUCCCUCAACAUACUGCAGAGCACCAGUAUGGCGUACGGGAAGGUCACGGAGGACACGGUGUACACCUGCACAGGUCACCCUCUCCGCUCAGAUAUAGCCAACAUCCUCGACUGGUCCCUCAACAAAGACUUCACCACAGCAUACAAGCAAAUCCUUCAGCUCAAGACUUUGAAAGGUUUGGCCCUGCAUGAUAUCCUCACUGAGGUUCAUCUGCUCAUACACAGAGUGGACUUUCCUCCAGCUAUUCGGAUUGGUCUGCUCAUCAAGCUAGCUGACGUUGAACACAGGCUCGCCUCAGGAACAGACGAGAAGAUCCAGUUGAGCUCCAUGGUCGCGGCUUUCCAGGCAGUCAGGGACCUCGUGGUCAGCGAGGCCUCAUAGAUAACCGCCUUACCCCAUGAUGAGGCUCCGUCUCACCAGAUCUUUGGUGACUACUAUCACUUCUUUUUGUACCAUAUUGAAAAUAGUUGCAUCUAUAAUUUAGAUGAUAUUUUUGCAAGAAUGUGUUACUUCUGUGCAAGAGAAAAUGCUCUUUCAUUUCCUACUCUACCCUCCUGAUGCACUAGCCAAAGUAACAACAGUGUGGCCAAGUUUUUCUCGCUGUGGUGUGCAGUGAUGCCAUGAAAAGCUGAGUAUAGUUGGAUUACUUUUCAACCGAAUAGGUGAUUGCUCAGUGAAAUUAGUUUGUUUUAUUUAGAGAGAAAACUGCUGCCUUUAAGUCUCUGUGUGAUUGCCCACCACUCCACCACAGUGUUGAUGUACAGACACAGAUGCUCACAGCUGUCUUGAGUCACUAACAUCUGCAUACAAACUGAAUUGGAAUAAAGUUGAUGGUAAAUCUCUUUUUAGCACUUGGAAAGCUGGCAUUUAGUUACCAGUGAAGGAGAAACUUGCUGUCACCAAAUAAUCCAGUUAAAAUAUUAAAAGAAAUGUGUCAAACAUCAUGCUGUGCUGUUGCAAAUACACCAAACACAACUGUAAGAAUAUGUCACAGACAUGUCAUUAAAUCUGUUUAUUAAAACUA
Molecule: messenger RNA, 1766 nt
Organism: Acanthopagrus latus (yellowfin seabream)
Lineage: Eukaryota; Metazoa; Chordata; Actinopteri; Spariformes; Sparidae
Gene: rfc5
Product: replication factor C (activator 1) 5
Exons: 11
Coding region: 116-1123 (335 amino acids)
Biological process (GO): DNA-templated DNA replication; DNA repair
Cellular component (GO): nucleus; DNA replication factor C complex
Molecular function (GO): ATP hydrolysis activity; ATP binding; DNA clamp loader activity
Source: RefSeq, a predicted model, not a curated record